CAUUCCCGUCCCUUCAUCAUAUUGACUCUGGCGUCAACAACAUCAUCAUCACCUACCUAACGAGACACUACCACUUUGACGAUAUAUCCUACCUGUCAGGAUUACACAGCUCGACAUACCCCCCCCCCCAACUACCACGACCGAGUCGAUCGAACCCCUCGUAUAACCCCAGAGGAACACCACACAAGAACAUCACCACCAUGUCCGGCCGAGGAGGACGAGGCGGUCGCGGCGGCCGCGGCGGAGGCGGAGGAUUUGGCGGUGGCCGCGGCGGUCGUCGCGCAGUAGCCGCCAACUCGGUCCCCUGGCAAAUGGACCCGACCAUUGCUCUGGACGGGAAGCCCUCGGAGCUUUUCCCUCCUUACAAAGUGCCCCGCGCGCCGGUCCUCUCGAAAAAGGACGACCGACAAGUCUCCUUCUUCCUCUCGUUCCGCGAACAAUGCCACGACUCGCCUCUCUACACGCAAUCCCGCACGUGGGCCGCCGGCACCACCUCUUUUUCGUCGUCGACCUCAGCAAGUAGUAGUCUCUUUGGAAGCAGCGCCAAAGCGACCAUUGACAUCUUUGAGGAUGGCGUCCCCAGCUACUCGCACAAGUUCCAGCAAAAGGAACGGACGUUGCCUGACUUGGCGUCCAGGCCAUUCGCCAAAGAAUUCUUCCCCGCGGAAUUACAUGCUACGCUGGAUGGGAUUGAUGGUGGUUCGAGUUCGGUGGCCUCCUCUGGAGCGAAACGGCGCAAGACGACGACGACGACGACGGCAAAAACUAUUGCGUUGUCGUCGGCAGAGUACAAGACGGCCGAAGACGUGUUUGGUCUUUCCAAAGUCGCUAAUGGCGCAGCAUCACAAGAAGGAGAAGGAGGCGAACCCAAUUACCAACGAGCGCUGCAGUUGUUGGAGAUGGUGGAGAAGAAGGUCGAGGACGGAGGAGAGGAUGCGGCGGUGGGGAUCCUGUCGGAUGAUGAUGAGGAUGAUUGGGUCAAGAAUAACGAGGAUGAGGACGGCAACCCGGUGGCCGAAGAGGACGACGAUUUCGAGGAGGAUAGUGGGGAUGAUUAUAAUGCGGAGCAGUACUUUGAUGGAAACCAGGAUGAUGAUGAUUAUGAUGAGGGUGGGGAUGAUGGGGGGGAUUACUACUAGUAGUCUUUUGUGGAAUAGGGGGAGAGGAGGUCUGAGAUGACAAACAAAGAGGUUGUAUGUGGUGGCUGGAAGGAGCUGCUAACAAUGUCAAGAGAGCACUUUGUGAGAUGGCAUAUUUGGCUCGCUUGGUUGGGAGCAUAUAAAGGCAUUGUUGGAUUCAUCAUGGAUGUCCAGAGAGGGAGGGGUCUGGUGGGCUCAAAGAAUGAUACCAUUUUUCUAUCGCA
This is a messenger RNA of Neurospora crassa OR74A, 1363 nucleotides long. RefSeq lists its product as hypothetical. Gene Ontology annotation, cellular component: RNA polymerase III complex. Bases 201 to 1139 code for a protein of 312 amino acids. The record is from RefSeq and is a predicted model, not a curated record. The transcript has a single exon. Gene Ontology annotation, biological process: transcription by RNA polymerase III. NCBI's taxonomy places the organism in Eukaryota, Fungi, Ascomycota, Sordariomycetes, Sordariales, Sordariaceae.